This is a messenger RNA of Diprion similis, 2914 nucleotides long. It is a transcript of the gene Atu, whose product is annotated as another transcription unit protein. Lineage: Eukaryota; Metazoa; Arthropoda; Insecta; Hymenoptera; Diprionidae. The coding region runs from base 210 to 2618 and encodes 802 amino acids. Gene Ontology annotation, molecular function: RNA polymerase II C-terminal domain phosphoserine binding. Gene Ontology annotation, cellular component: Cdc73/Paf1 complex; nucleus. The transcript has 8 exons. The record is from RefSeq and is a predicted model, not a curated record. Gene Ontology annotation, biological process: positive regulation of transcription elongation by RNA polymerase II; transcription elongation by RNA polymerase II.
AUUUGGUAAAACAUGUCACCUGCACGGGAUCUACUUCGAGGCUCCAGCGGUGAUUCCGACGAUUCAUUAUUUUUGAGGUUAUAUUCACCAAUAACAUCCGGUCACAUUACUGUUAUAAACGUACAACUGUGCAGGCUUCCACAUUUUUAAUACGUUCUGACUCGGAGAGUGCCUCAGGAUCGAGCGCUUCUAGCCGUAGCGGAAGCCCAAUGUCCCACGGCCCUGCGCCAACUCCUGGCCGGCAAAAUAGUGACCAUUCGGAGAACGAGAAUGAAGGACCAGCCUCGCCAGAUUCAAUAAGGUCUCCUAGUAGUCCAAAGUCGGACAGGAGUCGGUCUAACGCGUCGAAUAGAUCCCGAAGCCGAUCCCCUAGUGCCAACAAGUCAAUUGCUAGCCCGACUUCACACAGAUCAGCUAGCGGAUCUAGAAAUUCCAGUCCAGGAUCACCGAGGUCGCGUCGCUCUGGAAGUGGAUCUCCACAAACGGCGCGAUCACCGAGCCCUGAAUCGCAAAGGUCAGGAAGGUCCAGGUCAAAUUCACCGCAAGGAAGCGUGAGAUCAGAAAGUCCAAAGUCUCCUGCCAGCCAUAGGUCUAGAUCAAGAUCGCCAAGUCAAAAAUCCAAAACUCCGAAUUCUCCUCGAUCUAACAGAGCUAGCAGAUCAAGAUCUGUGAGUCCUGCUUCCCCGAGAAGCAAUAAGUCUGGUUCUCCCAAAAGUCGGAGGUCCGGUAGUCAAACUUCACACACAAGCAGAAGAUCGGGGUCCCCUGGAUCGCCAAAAAGCCGCAGAUCUGCCAGUGGAACGCCUAAAACACACAGAUCUGUUAGCGGAUCACCUAAAACCAACAGAUCUGUUAGUGGCUCACCUAAAACUGUCAGAUCUGUUAGCGGAUCACCUAAAACCAACAGAUCUGUUAGUGGCUCACCUAAAACUGUCAGAUCUGCUAGCGAAUCUCCCAAAACAAAUAGAUCUGCUAGUGGAUCACCUAAAACGAAUAGAUCUCCAAGUGGAUCACCUAAAACAAAUAGAUCUCCAAGUGGAUCACCUAAAACCAACAGGUCACGCAGUGCUUCUCUGGCCAGUCGCAGGUCUGCUAGCGCUGGUUCUCAUAGAAGCAAUAAAUCCAGAUCUCGUAGUCCUGAAAGUCCAAAAACCGAUGGGAGCCCACAUUCGAGGAAAUCUAAGAGCAAAUCGCGGAGUCCUAAGGCUGCUGGAAGCGAUGCUGAGUCAGAAAAAUCGCUAAAAAUUGCACCUGAUGCAGAUGACGAAGCAGCAAAACGUAAACGACAGACCGACAGUGGUUCUGAAUCUGGAAAAGAAGUAAAGAAACUAAAAGGACUUAUUGAUUCAGAUUCUGAAGAAGAGGAGCUACCUGUUAAAGAAAAAACAGACGAUGUUGAGCCGACUGCUGACGCUCUCUUUGGAGAUGCAAGUGAUAUUAGUACUGAUGAUGAGAAGGAUAAGGAAGAAGAAGGAGAAGGAGAAGGAGAAAAAGACACAACAGCAAGAAAAAGCAAAAGCAAAAGUAGAAGUCGAAGUAGAAGUAGGAGCCGGAGUAAAAGUCGAAGUCGGAGUAGGAGUAGAAGUAGGGGGAGAUCAGACAGUGGCGGAGAAGGACCUAGUCAUAGGGCUUUAAUUGAAGAUGACGAGGAAAAAGAGAAAGAAGAUGAACCGGAGCCGCCACCAGAGACGCGAAUCGACGUAGAAAUACCAAAAAUCACAACAGAUUUAGGACGUGAAAUACAUUUUGUAAAACUACCGAAUUUUUUGUCUGUUGAAACGCGACCAUUCGACCAUGAGACUUAUGAGGAUGAAAUUGACGAGGAGGAAACAUUAGAUGAGGAGGGAAGAGCUAGGCUCAAACUGAAAGUCGAGAAUACCAUAAGAUGGCGAGAAGUAUUCAAUGACGAGGGAAAAGCAGUGAAAGAAAGCAACGCCAGAUUUAUAAAAUGGUCCGAUGGUAGUAUGUCAUUGCAUCUGGGUUCAGAAAUAUUCGACGUCUACAGACAACCGCUUCAAGGAGAUCACAAUCAUCUCUAUAUUCGACAAGGCACCGGUCUUCAAGGACAAGCGGUAUUUAGAACAAAACUCGGGUUCAGGCCUCACUCAACAGAGUCAUUUACACACAGGAAAAUGACCAUGUCAUUGGCAGAUCGUUCGCAAAAGACUACUGGCAUUAAAGUAUUGUCGCAAGUUGGAAUGAAUCCUGAUCAAAACAGAUACGAAAUGAUAAAGAAAGAAGAAGAAAAACUGCGAAUGGCAAUGCGAGCACAGAGCAAAAAUAAAAAACCGAGUGGAAGUAGCAGAAGUGCGGGUCGAGCAUCUGGCAGUUACGGAACGGAAGCUUAUCACGAUGAUGGAUCUGACGACGAGGGUGCAAUUUCACUGGCAGCUAUCAAAAACAAGUAUAAAAAGGGCGCUGCUGCACUUGCAGCCAAAUCUGCCUCGAAUAUUUAUUCGUCUGACGAAGAAGGGUCAGACUUCGAGGGUACGCGAUCCAAAAAGUAUCACAAGGGUAAAGUUCUUAAGGAUUCGGACGAAGAUUCAAAUUCAGGAUCUGAGAGUGGAUCGGUAAGCGGUGGAGGCGGUGAUGAUGGCGCCGACGCUGCAAGUGACUAAGAGUAAUUCGUGUUUGACAAUAUAAGAUGUGAGAAAAAUAUGCUGUAAAUAUCAAUCCGAAAAAAUGUUGACGCGGAACCGUUCAACGGAACGCAAAAUCCAAUAUCAGGUAACUGUUUUGUAUGGGUCCCCAUGAGACAGAUCAUAUUUUAUUUCUUAUUACGAGUUACAGUCAUGAUUAUAUUGACAAUAUUAUUAAAAUUAAGAUUAUUUUCAUUAUCAUUAUGAACUAGAAAUACAUUAUUCAUUACUUGUAAUCACAAAACGCAAUUAAAUAUAGUAUCAUUUAAAAUCAU